GGCUGGCAUUGCCACCGAGGGUGGCACCGGGGCUGCUGCCGGCCCUGAGGGGAGCUGCUGUCGCUUGUGUCCCGUCCCUUGUGUCCCUUGUGUCCCGUCCCUUGUUUCUCGUCCUUUGUCCUCUUUUCCCUUGUCCCCACAGUCGCGGCCCCUCACGGCCAUUUCCCGCCCGCCUGAAGGGGAAGCCGCGGGGCCCGGGCGUCCUGGAUGCCUCAGAGCCCUCAGGCUCUGGGGGGAUCAGCAAGGGAUAAAUCCCCUCAGGUAUCGAAUUUAGGCGGGCCCGGCACUCCCCGCCAUUCCCCCGCCGUCUCCAGCCCUUUGAGGCGCUUCCUCCCCCGUGAGAGGAGCGCCCUUGCAGAGGAACCAGCUGCACGUUUUACAGGUUUUUAUGCAAACACUCCCCCCCGCGUGACCGCUCAGCAAACACCUCGUGCUUUUCGUGAGGCAGCCAUGGCGAGCAAAUCGCAAAAAGGAGAUGGAAAUAGAAAUAAAAGCAAAAAGAUGGAGAAUGAAGCUUCAGAAAAUCCUCAGCUGUCUGACAAAACAGAUUUGGCUCCUUCUGAGGACUCGCAGUCCCUUUUCAAGACUGAACCACUGGAAAAGGUUUUAAAUGAGAUCAGCAAAGAAACUAACAACUUGUUAUCAAAAUAUGCUGACACUAUAAGUGCAAGAAUAGCGUUGGAUUCUUCUUAUGUCCAGGAACUUGAUGAGAUCUUAAAAGAAGCCAGGGCCUUAGAAAAGCACUUAAAGCAGAAAAGGGAGAAGUUAAAACAGAGAUUCGCUGUCAUUGCCAAUAGUCUGCAAAGCUAAGUGGAGUUUUGUUACAGAAAUGCAGAGCCAAAGUUGUGUUUGUGUAUGAAAACAAACUGUGAUGAGUUUGGUGAUGUCUGUUUCUUGUAUAAAUAUUUCUGUCAGUUCAGGAAACUUCCAACAAAUUAAGCAGAUACUUAGUGUUUAAAUACAUAGUGCAGUGGUAGUUAAUAAAAACAAUUCUGAUUAUCUGUUUUAAGUCCUGUGACUCAAGGGAUUAAGAGCCAUUAAGCAUAGCAAAAAAACAUUUCUAUGAAACAUAGAAAUUUAUGAUGUAAGUGGAAAAUUACCUCAGAUUAUUUCAUGUUAACCAUUUUCUGGUUGUGUUUUGUUUUUUUCCCUUUCUACUUUAAAAAACGUUUUUGUGCUAAAUCUUAGUAGAAUAUACUUGCAAUGUUAUUUCCAUUUUGCCUCAGAAUGCAAACAGGCUGAAAAGAUCAGCUUAGAAAUAAGAGAGUUCUAUAAAGAAUUUCGAGAAAGUAUAAAGUCUUAAUUUCAAAUGCAUUGUAAUACUGGUAAUAUGUGUUACAUCUCAAGGCCAUGUUGAUAUAAAACAUAAUCAAAGCUUUGCUGUUGAUGUCAAUAAGUAAAUAGAUAAUGUUAACACGAUCUAGAAUUACAGUGUUAUUUUGUUAUUUGGCUACAUGAGCGUUGUUUAUUGAUACUCAGUUUUUCUGAAAACACUGAGCUCUUUUUCUUUCUUGUCAUUUUACUCUGUUAGGAAAAAAAGAAAAAAAAAGGUGUAACAUGGAAUGUACAAAGGAUCGCUUGUACAAAGUGUGGGGCUUAUGUAAUAAAGAGAAGUACUGGAACAAGAUACAGUUCCAUCUCUA
Messenger RNA from Vidua chalybeata, 1643 nucleotides. It is a transcript of the gene TEX12, whose product is annotated as testis expressed 12. NCBI's taxonomy places the organism in Eukaryota, Metazoa, Chordata, Aves, Passeriformes, Viduidae. Bases 208 to 810 code for a protein of 200 amino acids. The record is from RefSeq and is a predicted model, not a curated record. The transcript has 4 exons.